AUGGAGCUCUCGCGCCAGGAGUAUCCGGCGCUGCUGGCUACCCUUCACCCUACACAAGCAUCAACUGUGCUUACCGAUCGUAUUCGAUUGAUCAACAAGAUCAAUUCAGACAUUGCCGACUUCCUGCAGGAGCGCCGCCGUGUCGAAGAAGCCUAUGCUCAGGGUCUACGGAAAUUGGCAAGUCGACCACCGGUGGACAAUGGCGUGGCAAUGGGUAUCUUCCAAAUUCCAUGGCAGCGCAUCAUUAACGCCACGGAGACACUUGCCACAUCGCACGAGACACUUGCGACCAAGAUUGAAGAAGACGUGGAGCGUCCGCUAAGAGAGUACAGCGCCAAGAAUGCCGAAAUGCAAUCAAUGCCCGGGGUCCAGAACAACCUCUCAAGUCUCGCCAAGAACCUCGAAGCCGCACAGAAGAAAGUGGACAAAGCGAAGGGCAAGGGGACUAAAGGAGCCAGCAGCCUUUCGGGUGCCAUUGCUGCCGCCGAGGAAGUAAAUCAGCAAUGGGAAUCGCGGGCUCCAUUCGUCUACGAGCAGCUCCAAGCUGCAGACGAGUCUCGCCUGAAUCAUCUGCGUGAUGUGCUCACCCAGCUGGAGACUCACGAGCUGGAUCAAGUCGAGCGUUGUCGAGAGGCAGCCGAGAGUUGUCUGAAUGUGCUGCUGAAUGUGCAAACGGCGGAUGAAAUCAAGACGUUCGCUGCCAAGAUGGCCGGUAAACGUGCACAAUUUACACCGCGGCUGUCUUCCCGACAAAACUCGCAGGCGGACGUGAACCCUGCAGCUUCAAUUGCUCCUUCUACUGCAGAUUCUGAAGCGCCCACGGCCCCUCCAGCUGCCGCGCCGCUUGCACCCCCCUCAAGGAUCCAAGAUGAUGCAGCCAGCCAGCGAUCAGGCCGAUCAGAGACACUUGCUCCAGCAGGGACUUCAUCCCAGACACCACCAGCUCCCGAGCCAUUGCCUCGCCACACACCACUGGGUGGCCUGAGACGGCUUGGUACCGUGAUGAACCGAAGAAAGAGCGUGGUCCCACCCAUGGGUGGCAGCUCUGAUCGAAAAGCAGAGAAGAAGCAUAGGAGCCCAUUCUCAUCUUUCAUGAGAUCUGAUAGCUCUCGAGAGGCGCAGAUUCCCGAAUCUCCACCUUCCACGGCAGAUCGACCAGGAACUUCGUUGACUGAGGAAUCGUCCCUGCGUAAUGAAAACAUUUCACACGACACUGAUACGGUUGGAGCCAUGGCCCCUACAUUUGCUUCUCAACCAGAAACAUCUGCUCCAAACGAAAACACUCCGCGAAGCGAAGAGAUAUCUAUGACUAACGGCACAAGUCAGGUAGGCCACUGGAAUCAGCUGCGUGCUAAAGAAGUUCAGGACUUUGGGACAUAUACUGAUCAUUAUCAGUUACAGCCGUCUCAGCCCAAUGUCGAUUCUGAAGGGUUUACGGAACGACCCUCAAGUGUCGAUGAAAUCACUAGAGCACAAAGAGAAGCAUCUGCCGUGGAGGACUCAGGCGUAAACUUGACAAUCCGUGAUCAGCCAAUUUUUGAGGACGAGAGUCAAGCGAAGAAGGCCAUGGAUGACAUGGCGAAUACUCUUCGAAUGCGCGCUCCACAGCCUGGCAUUAGACGAAAUGCAGGUACUCUUCGAGGCCGUCGCGACGUUCGCAAUACAGUUUUCGUUCCCAACGCUGGGGCAGACAUGACCGGCUCAUCAGCCGGGUCAGAUCAGUUUGGCCCAUCUUCACCUAGGCAUGCUGCGUCCCCAACAAACACCAUGGAUGAUCAUGCAAUGUCGGAUACUACCUCGGUUCGAUCAGGGCAUACUGCACACAGCCUCGGCCCCAGUAUUCACCCUGAGCUUCAUGAACCCGGCCUGAAUGCGUCCAUCAUCGAGACUGUCAGUGCGUGGCUCUUCGAGGGAAAGGUAACCAAGUCAUCUGUUGUGGGAGAGCUUGCUUUAGCGAACAACCCUCAGCCCGGCCAUUCAGUUGGCAAGGUACUCAUUCGUUUGGACAAUUUCGCAUCUCUGGAAAAGGUCGCCGCGAAUCCACACUUUGUUCAUGAAUCCAAUGGAGAGGGGAUUGAGGACAAGCGCGGAGAGUACGAAAUACAGCUUGGCAGCAUUUCACGCUCGAUGCCUACUGUCGCUUUCAAGUAUCAGGUGCACAUUGAUCCGAUGAAUCCUUCGGCAUACAGCCCUGUCAUCUUCAAGCCAGCGUGGAACAUUGAGGAAAACCAAGCCAGCGCUAUCAUAUUUUACUCUUUGAACCCUUCGUUCAUUUCGGCUUCAGCGGGUUCAAUAACAUUGAAGAAUGUCGCUCUCACCGUGGCUCUCGAUGUGGCCCCUGAAGACGAAGUGACUAAACAGCCCCGGGAAUCUGUUGCCCACGCCGCCAGUGCAGUCAUGUAUCCUAACUCUGGAGCCGUCUUCCGCCGCAAGACCUCCAGCGUGAUCUGGAAGAUCCCAGAGCUAGAAGUGAAAGCUCCAGGGUCUGGUGGCGAGGACGGAAAAUUCCUCGUCCGCUUCACCACCACGACUCCUGGCCCCCGCAAGGGCAAUGUUGAGGCACGCUUCGAAUUCACCAAUACCGAAACUGGAUCACGACUUGGUAUCAGCCGGGCCCCAGCGCAGGCCAGUGAAAGCGAGGUCGACCCAUUUGCCGAUUCUGGAAAACUCCCGAGCCCGUCGCCCUGGGAAUCUGUCCCCACGACUCGCAAAUUAGUGGCUGGAAAAUACGUCUCAGCCUGA
Penicillium oxalicum is the source of this 2742-nucleotide messenger RNA. RefSeq lists its product as uncharacterized. The transcript has 7 exons. Bases 1 to 2742 code for a protein of 913 amino acids. Gene Ontology annotation, cellular component: cell division site; cytoplasm; plasma membrane. Gene Ontology annotation, biological process: septin cytoskeleton organization. Lineage: Eukaryota; Fungi; Ascomycota; Eurotiomycetes; Eurotiales; Aspergillaceae. The record is from RefSeq and is a predicted model, not a curated record.